This is a messenger RNA of Sceloporus undulatus (fence lizard), 1063 nucleotides long. RefSeq names its product Sad1 and UNC84 domain containing 3 (gene SUN3). Lineage: Eukaryota; Metazoa; Chordata; Lepidosauria; Squamata; Phrynosomatidae. Gene Ontology annotation, biological process: nuclear envelope organization. The transcript is spliced from 9 exons. The coding region runs from base 153 to 998 and encodes 281 amino acids. Gene Ontology annotation, molecular function: protein-membrane adaptor activity. Gene Ontology annotation, cellular component: nuclear envelope; meiotic nuclear membrane microtubule tethering complex. The record is from RefSeq and is a predicted model, not a curated record.
GCGGCCAUAGCGGAGGGGAGGAGCCGCUCGCUGGCCCCCUCAGACCCUGCGGAAGCCCCCGCCGAGGGGCGGCCAAACGCCUCCCCACUGCCGCGCCCGCUUUCCUGCGGAGGCGGGGCUUGGAGCUCAUCCGGUUCAGCAUCAAAUAGUACAUGCAUAAAAUUACAUACAGAGUCCCAAAGAUGUCAGGUAACAUAUAUUCAAAAGAAGAUGCUAAAGAAGCAAACAACGGAUGUCACAGUGAUUGUUUGGACUCUGAUACUCAACAGCUUUUAGAGAGUUCAUCUGAACAAAAAAAAUCACCUCCUAGCUGUACAAACAAUCACCCUCUUUUCAGUCGUAAACGGAGAAAUGAACAGGUCCCAUGCCAGUCCAAGAAAAGUAUAGUCAGGCUGAUUUAUAACUUGAUAAUGCUAAGUGCAAAAGCUGCAUCUUGCCGGGUCUACAGUAUCUUAAGAGGGAACUGGGAUCAGAAAAUUGGGGCUUGGGUGACCCUGUUCCUGUUGCUUUUUGGUUUUACAUUAUUAAUAGGUAUUUCCUGCCUGGGACUGUUUGGUGUAAAUAAACUGCAGCUGUUUCGUGAAAAGUGGAAUGACUUCUCCAUUUGUGAUCUCAUUCAGCCUAACUACUAUCCUGGAAACUGCUGGCCAUUCCCUGGAAAUCGAGGAGAAAUUGUUGUGAGGCUUGCCAAGGAAAUUAUUCCAAGAGCUGUUACAAUAGAACAUAUAUCUAAGAAAGUUUCUCCUACAGGAGAGAUCACCAGUGCUCCCAAAGAUUUUGUGAUUUAUGGACUAAAAGAAGAGAAGGAGGAAAGGGGAACUUUUUUAGGUCAGUUUGUUUAUGACAUUGAAGGAGACAUAAUUCAAACAUUCCAACUGAAGAAUGAAUUUCCUAAAUUUAUGGGAUAUGUAAACCUGAAUGUACUAAACAACUGGGGCCACCCUAACUACACAUGCAUAUAUCGCUUCAGAGUCCAUGGAGAUAUAGAGCACACCUAAGUGUUCCAUACCUUUACCUUGCUGGGUUAAUAAAAAGUAAUAAAGCAUGAUGCUAAAGUGAUAAA